Messenger RNA from Elgaria multicarinata webbii, 2098 nucleotides. It is a transcript of the gene SNX6, whose product is annotated as sorting nexin 6. NCBI's taxonomy places the organism in Eukaryota, Metazoa, Chordata, Lepidosauria, Squamata, Anguidae. Gene Ontology annotation, biological process: retrograde transport, endosome to Golgi. Bases 82 to 1302 code for a protein of 406 amino acids. Gene Ontology annotation, cellular component: endosome. The record is from RefSeq and is a predicted model, not a curated record. Gene Ontology annotation, molecular function: phosphatidylinositol binding. The transcript has 14 exons.
AAUCCCGCCCCUUCGGUCUGGGCUGCCUGGUGGGCUAGGCCUGCGUUUGCUGAGGGAGCGGAGUGAGGGCUGGGAGCAGCCAUGAUGGAAGGCUCGGACGACGGCCCAGAUUUCCUUUCCGAAGAGGACCGAGGUCUUAGAGCAGUUACUGUAGAUCUGCAAACUGAUGCUGCCUUGCAAGUGGACAUCUCAGAUGCUCUUAGUGAAAGGGAUAAAGUCAAAUUUACCGUCCAUACAAAGAGUUCUUUACCAAAUUUUAAACAAAAUGAAUUUUCAGUUGUCCGGCAACAUGAAGAGUUUAUCUGGCUUCAUGAUUCCUUUGUUGAGAAUGAAGACUAUGCAGGCUAUAUUAUUCCACCAGCACCACCCAGGCCUGAUUUUGAUGCUUCAAGAGAGAAAUUGCAGAAGCUUGGUGAAGGCGAAGGAUCGAUGACUAAAGAAGAGUUUACAAAGAUGAAGCAAGAACUAGAAGCUGAGUACUUGGCAAUCUUCAAGAAGACAGUAGCCAUGCAUGAAGUCUUCCUGUGUCGUGUAGCAGCUCAUCCCAUUUUGAGAAAGGAUUUAAAUUUCCACGUCUUCUUGGAAUAUAAUCAGGAUUUGAGUGUCCGUGGAAAAAAUAAGAAAGAGAAACUUGAAGACUUCUUUAAAAACAUGGUUAAGUCUGCAGAUGGUGUCAUUGUUUCAGGAGUAAAGGAUGUAGAUGACUUCUUUGAACAUGAAAGAACAUUCCUUGUAGAAUAUCACAACCGUGUCAAGGAUUCCUCUAUCAAGUCUGAUAAAAUGACAAGAUCCCACAAAAAUGUUGCAGAUGACUGCAAUAGAAUUGGUUCUUCAUUAUAUACAUUGGGAACACAGGACUCCACAGAUAUCUGCAAAUUUUUCCUGAAAGUAUCAGAGUUGUUUGACAAAACGAGGAAAAUAGAGGCACGUGUGUCUGCUGAUGAGGACCUUAAGCUUUCAGACCUUCUAAAAUAUUACCUAAGAGAAUCACAAGCUGCAAAGGACCUUCUGUAUAGAAGAUCUAGGUCAUUAGUGGAUUAUGAAAAUGCUAACAAGGCACUGGACAAAGCAAGAGCCAAGAACAAAGAUGUGCUACAGGCUGAAACUACUCAGCAAAUUUGCUGUCAGAAAUUUGAAAAAAUAUCUGAAUCGGCAAAACAAGAACUCAUAGACUUUAAAACUAGAAGAGUUGCUGCAUUCCGGAAGAAUCUAGUAGAACUGGCUGAAUUGGAACUGAAGCAUGCUAAGGGUAACUUACAGCUGCUGCAGAGCUGUCUGGCAGUGUUAAAUGGAGACUCAUAAACCAGAAUCUGUCCUCCUAUUAAUAAGGGCUGCCUUCCACUGGAGUUUACUUUGACUUUGACUUGGCAUUUACAACUUGCUGGAGAAACUGGUUGACAAAGGACGCAUAAACAAGCUCCUCAUUAUUUUCUUCCUGAAAAAAGUAUAAGCCCAUCAGAGUAAUUCCAGAUUAAUGAAGCAACAGCAUAUUUGUUAUACACAAAUAUUCACACAUUAAUUUAAUCACUGUAUGCUCUUAUUGUUCAGAGAACCAAACAUUCUAGUUCUUCUUCUUCUUUUCUUUUUUUUUUUUUUGGUGGAAGUAGCCAAUAGAAUUAUGAUCUUGUUUAAGGCUAGUAUUAAAUAUUGCUGCCACUCUUUAUUUUACUACCUUUGUAAUUUCUGAAGUUGAUUUGAAAAAAAUUGCUUCAAAUUGAUUAAAUAUUGCCACUAGGUGUUUGAAUAUUGUUGCUAUAAGGCAUUGUAUUGGUUAUUCCACAUGAUGUUAUAAAGCAUCUUAACUUUUUUUCAAAUAACAAACAUUUCCUAGACAUUUUGGAGCAAACUUUAUGUAAUCUUUAUAAUAGGACUUCAAAAGAAAAGCAAAUGCAUUACUAUGUUUGCCUUAACUUGUAGACUAAUCCCAAUUAUUGUAAAAUAAACUGUGAAAUCAGUGAUUUUUUUUCUAAAAUUCUGUAGUUGUUGUAUCAUUGUCUUGUAAUUUUGAAACCAAGUGAAUUUAUAAUUUUAUUUGCUUUAUACUCAACAAUUAAUUUUGUAAUUCCCCUAAUAAAUCAAGCCAUAAUUACUUUAAUAA